CAGUAAACCUGUUCUGCACCUUCUACAAAGUCUCAACGUCCGAACAGCAAAUUCACAAUUGAUCCUGUGCAUCUUAAUCUUCUGGAUGAGCCUCCCAUGAGGGACCUUAUCAAAAUCCAUGUAGACAACAUCCACAGCUUUACUUCUGUGAAUCACCCUCAUCACCUUGUCAAAAAAUUGAAUCAAGUUAAUAAGGCACAAUUUGCCCCUCAUAAAGCCAUGCUGGCUCUCCUUAAUUAGGCCAUGAUUUUCCAAAUGCUCAUAAAUUCUAUCCCUAAAAAUUCCUGCAGUAAUUUCCAUACCGUUGAUGUGAGACUCACCAAUCCAUAGUUUCCAGGACUAUCCCUAAUUCCCUUCUUGAACAACACGGCAAUAUUAAGGGUUCAAAUGUUCAUUUAUUAUCAAAGUUUACAACUCUGAAAUUCUUCUCCAGGUAGUCAUGAAACCAAGAAAGAAAAGAACAGCAGCAAGAUGAUCAACCCCCAAAUCCCUCCUCCCCUCACAAAAAACUAAGAAAAAUGGAACAGGCAUAUCGACCCCUAAAUCCCCCUCCCACACACACAAAAAAAACAAGAAUGAUCAGGUGAAAAACAUAGUAUAUUUAAAAACUGUAAGUCUGGGGAGAAAGAAGUAUGGUCCAAGUCCAAAUCCAAAGCAUAACAUUCUCCGGGCACAGCAGCAUCCCUCUCCAUAGCAGAGCAAUCCCACCAGUGAUCAAAAGGUAGUCUCCCCUCUCUGUAGCAGAACAAUUUCCCCCAAUGAUCAAAAGGCAAGCAGGUGACACUUAUCUACUGCAUUCGCCUCGAUGUUUCAAUCUCCCUUGUUGCCUUAAUCAGUGUACAAUGGAAACUUUAAUUUCUGAAAUGGAGUUGAACAUGGGCUUGCCACGAGAUUUGCUCUUCCUGCCUCCCGGCAUCCUCUCAAAGACUGCAGAGCGCUGGAACGCCCAAACGAUCUUCAAACAGCAAAUCACAGGUCGUAUCUACUUCUUCAAUCAUAUAACUAAUAAGAGCCAAUGGGAACGUCCCAAAGCGAGUGGGAACUGCAGUUCUGUUGAGCCUGACAAAGUCCGGUGCUCGCACCUCUUGGUGAAGCACAACCAGUCGCGACGACCAUCCUCCUGGAGACAGGAGGAGAUCACACGCAGUAAAGAGGAGGCAUUGGAAACAUUGAAUGAGUACAUCCAAAUGAUCAAAUCUGGAGAUGCAUCAUUUGAAAGCUUAGCAUCCAAAUACAGUGAUUGUAGCUCUGCAAGAGAAGGUGGGGAUCUAGGCUACUUUGGCAAAGGUCAAAUGCAGAGGCCAUUUGAGGAAGCCUCAUAUUCGCUGAAGAUUGGAGAAAUGAGUAAUCCAGUUUUUACGGAUUCUGGUAUCCAUAUCAUACUCCGUACUGCUUAAGGUGCCUCCUUGGGUUUGUCUUUGCAGAGUGAAUCACCCAGCCACUACUGAAGACCUUUAUGGAAACAUUCACCCACUUUGCAUCAUAUAUUCUGGUCUCCCUAGUAGUUAACAAUUUUGUCUUCGGCCAUUUGUCCAGCACGCUUGCAGGCACUCGGGACGGCAGAGGGAGGAAUUGACCUUAACGAUAAUAGAAAAUGAAUCUUUACGAUAAUGCUGUAUUCAGCAGUCCAGUCAUUGAUCCAAUAUGUAGGGUGACUGUGAGUUAGUGCCAGUCUGAGCUGUACUGCCGUUACACUGUUGUAGCUUCUGCUAUACAUUGUAUUAAAGACAAUUUAAAUUUUAUUGAAGUAAUGCAGGCUUAAUUUAGACAAAACUAAUGUUUAUUUU
Molecule: messenger RNA, 1787 nt
Organism: Mobula hypostoma (lesser devil ray)
Lineage: Eukaryota; Metazoa; Chordata; Chondrichthyes; Myliobatiformes; Myliobatidae
Gene: pin1
Product: peptidylprolyl cis/trans isomerase, NIMA-interacting 1
Exons: 4
Coding region: 759-1397 (212 amino acids)
Cellular component (GO): nucleus; cytosol
Molecular function (GO): peptidyl-prolyl cis-trans isomerase activity; protein binding
Source: RefSeq, a predicted model, not a curated record